GACAUUGAAGAACAUCACUGAAGAAGAAGAAGAAGAAAGAUAAAACUAAAGGAUGAAGCCAAUUGACGAUAAACAAGAGAAAGUGACGAUCAGAGCGGUGAGCCGCGACGAGGAAGGAAGAAAGAGGGUGGAGAAGAGAGAGGUCAACACUCACAACGUCGACACCCUAAAGUACGUCGAGAAGAAGCUCAUCAACAAGGGUAUCCAGCGCCAGGACCGCCACCCUUCCGACGGCAUCGGCAUCGGACGACCGCCUCCGAAAUCCGGCCACGGCGGCAAGUUCACUUGGGAGGGCCCCUCUGACAUGGCGGAGAACGAGCUCAUGGCGGCGCCCGCGGCCAUCGACGAGGGGGAUCCGAACUAUGAGGAUGGUGAAGAGAAAGGAGAGGAGGUGGCGGAGUUAGUUGUUGGAGAGGUUGAAGUGGCGAAGGUUGGUCAGGAACACGACGGAGUUGCUAGGGUUGACAUUGAUCCUCGCCUGAAAGUUAACUAAUUAACCAUCAUGUGUUGUGUUUUGAUGUUUUCCUUUUACAUAAUCUAAAUUUGUCAUCUUAGAUCAAACUAGUAAAUUCUGUUAUUUUGUUUUUCUAUCCAAAAUAAAUCGCAUACUAGUGUUUUUCCUUUUAUAA
Messenger RNA from Vigna radiata var. radiata (mung bean), 629 nucleotides. RefSeq lists its product as uncharacterized. The transcript has a single exon. Lineage: Eukaryota; Viridiplantae; Streptophyta; Magnoliopsida; Fabales; Fabaceae. The coding region runs from base 53 to 493 and encodes 146 amino acids. The record is from RefSeq and is a predicted model, not a curated record.